CUGGCUGACAGUAGAGGGAGAGAGAGAGAAAGAGAAAUGGCGCCUCGGCACUCUACUAGCUGAGAGACACAGUCAGAACGAAAGCAACUGACAAGAGCUACAGGAUAGGAACUGUCUAUCAGCGGGGACAGACAGCAAUCAUGGUGAACACCAGGAAGAGCUCGGAGCACAAGCCCGUCAGUCCCUUCAUCUCGGGCCGGACGAGGUCGUCUCAGAGGAACACCCCAAACUUGGACGAGCACAACAGCCGUGUAAGGAAGAGAGAGACACCGGCAGCCUAUUCUCUCCGCCAGCCGAAAGAGCCCAGCAGUGAUGUUAAUAGCAGUAGCCCACGUUUGUCCCCACCUCCCAAGCGGACACGCAGGCAGACGCCACCAAGUUCUACUGAUACUUCUCCAAGUCCCCAGAGUAAAGGCCAGAGAGGCUCAUCAUGGACCAUGUCCAAACACUGUACCAGGUUGUCCACUGGUGCCUUGCAGAAUGGACACAGUCGAAUGAGUCUGAGAGGUGAUUCUACAUCAGAGGGGGACCAUGGUCGUAUGAACGGUCAUGUUGAGCUCAAGAGGAGCCGUCGCAUCAGGAAGUCCCAAUUCGAACACCUUAAUCAGAGUUUACUUUUCGACCAACUUGUCAACAGUACGGCAGAAGCAGUUCUUCAAGAGAUGGACAACAUCAGCAGCAUACGGCAGAAUCGGGAAGUGGAGCGCCUCCGCAUGUGGACGGACACUGAACUGGUUCAGGAAAACAUGGACAUGUACUCCCGUGUGAAGAGGAGGAAGUCUUUGCGGAGGAACACAUAUGGAAUGCAGGGGCAUCACAAAGUCAUGAGCAAAUCAAAGGACCCUGAAGAGGAGGAAGGAACUGAAGAGUCUCAUGAGGAGGGAGAGGAGGAUGAAGAUGUGGAGGCUGAUGAUGAUGAAGACGAUGAAGGAGACGAGGCAGAAGAGGUUGGAGAGGAGAACGACAGACCUUAUAACCUCAGGCAGCGUAAAACUGUGCAACGAUAUGAAGCUCCCCCAAUAGAGCCAGUGAACAGGAAGCAAAGCAAGGGCUCGCUGUUCGACACACACCGAUCGCCUGCAAGAAGAAGCCAUAUUAGAGUAAAGAAACAUGCCAUUCACAGCAGUGAAUCAACAUCAUCAUCAGACGAAGAGCGCUUUGAAAGGCGGAAAGGCAAAAGCAUGAGCCGAGCUCGUAACAGGUGCCUACCCAUGAACCUGCGGGCAGAGGAUUUGGCUAGCGGUGUUCUUCGCGACCGAGUAAAAGUGGGUGCCAGUUUAGCGGAUGUGGAUCCCAUGAAUCUGGACACUUCUGUGAAGUUUGACAGUGUUGGAGGUCUCACCCACCACAUCCAGUCUUUGAAAGAAAUGGUCGUCUUUCCUCUACUAUAUCCAGAAGUGUUUGAAAAGUUUAAGAUCCAGCCUCCAAGAGGAUGUCUGUUCUAUGGACCUCCAGGAACUGGGAAGACGCUGGUGGCGCGGGCUUUGGCUAAUGAAUGCAGUCAGGGAGACAGGAAGGUGUCUUUUUUCAUGCGCAAGGGCGCCGACUGCCUCAGCAAAUGGGUGGGAGAGUCUGAGCGACAGCUCCGCCUACUUUUUGACCAGGCAUACCUCAUGAGACCUUCCAUCAUCUUUUUCGAUGAGAUUGAUGGCCUCGCUCCUGUUCGCUCCAGCAGACAGGAUCAAAUUCACAGCUCCAUAGUGUCCACAUUACUGGCAUUGAUGGAUGGUUUGGACAGCCGGGGGGAGAUAGUGGUCAUCGGUGCUACAAACAGACUCGACUCUAUCGACCCUGCACUCAGGAGGCCCGGACGCUUUGACCGGGAGUUUCUGUUCAACCUGCCAGAUAAAAAGGCCCGAAAGCACAUUCUAGAAAUCCACACCAGGGACUGGAGCCCCAGGCUAGCCGAACCCUUCAUAAAUGAGCUAGCCGAGAAAUGUGUCGGUUACUGUGGGGCCGACAUCAAAGCACUUUGCACAGAGGCUGCGCUAGCGGCUCUGCGGCGGCGCUAUCCUCAGAUCUACGCCACCAGCCAGCGCUUUCAGCUGGACGUGGGCUCCAUCGUUUUGGGGGCGCAGGACUUUGGUCGUGCCCUUCGCUCCAUAGUACCUGCGGGCCAGAGGGCUGUGGCUCCGCCCGGCCAGGCCCUUUCCUGCGUCUUGAAGCCCCUGCUGGAGCCCACGCUGGCUCAAAUGCUUGCCUGCUUGAUGCGAGUCUUCCCCCACGCAGAGCUCCUGCACAGGGAACACACACACGACUUGGACAAUCAUCUGUUGGUGGAGGACUCGUAUAGCGAGGACGAGGAAUGUCUUGGUGCUCCUUCCAUUUAUGAAACUCAGCCAGGAUCGCCGAAGAAAGCAGCUUCCUGCACCACCCAUAAACCCUUUCUCCACUUUACCACUUCUGCCUACCAGCAGCCCACCUCUUACCGGCCACGGCUGCUGCUGACGGGGCCCCAGGGCGCGGGGCAGAGCACACACCUGGCCCCUGCUGUGCUGCACCACCUGGAGAAGUUCACUGUGCACCGUCUUGACCUUCCCACACUAUACUCCGUCAGUGCCAAAACCCCAGAGGAGUCCUGUGCUCAGGUGUUUCGUGAGGCUCGGCGGUGUGUACCCAGCAUCAUCUACAUGCCUCACAUCAGUGACUGGUGGGAAGCCAUCAGUGAGACGGUCAAGAGCAGCUUCCUCACACUGCUGCAAGACGUGCCCUCAUUCACUCCGCUCCUCAUCCUCGCCACAGCAGAGACUGUCUACCAGCAGCUCCCUGACGAGCUAAAAUGCAUCUUCAGCCGUUCAUACAGGGAGGUGGUUUGUUUAACCAUGCCGGGAGAAGAAGCACGUAGGAAUUUUUUUUCGGACCUCAUUCUGGUGCAGGCGGCCAAGGCACCACCCCGCAGUAGAAAAACAGUGUGCUCUCUGGAGGUACUGACCCUCGCUGAAGACCCCGGCCCUCGACAGCUCUCGCCAGAGGAGCAGCGGCGAUUGGAGGAGCAGGAGGAGAACACCUUGCGCGAGCUCCGCCUCUUUCUCAGGGACGUCACAAAGCGGCUCGCCACUGACAAGCGCUUCCAGAUCUUCAGCAAACCCGUAGACAUUGAGGAGGUGUCAGACUACCUCGAGGUUAUCAAACAGCCUAUGGACCUGUCCGCCAUCAUGAUGAAGAUCGACACUCACAAGUACACGGUCGCCGGUGAUUUUCUAGUGGAUGUUGACCUCAUUUGCAGCAACGCGUUAGAGUACAAUCCAGACAAAGACCCAGGAGAUAAAAUCAUCCGCCACAGGGCCUGCAGUCUGAAGGAUACUGCACACGCCAUGAUCGCCUCUGAACUGGACCCUGAAUUCGACCGCAUGUGCGUGGAGAUCAAGGAGUCCCGCAAGAAGAGAGACUUUCAGACCACACCGCAGCCGCCAAUCACUCCAAGCACCGUGGCAACCAGGAAGCCCGUGGGAGAGGAGGCGGGAUUAAGCAGUUCUCAGUGUGAUGGAGUGGACAAGCACUGCAGCAAUAACAUAAAGCGAAAAUUGCGACGGCGGCCGAUUUGGGGGCGGGGCAUCAUCAGGAAGAAAAAGAGCUAUAAAAAGGAAGAAGCAGAAGAUGAUGAAGAUCCCGAUGAUGAACCCGAAGAGGGAGCGGAUGACUCGGCUGCAAUGGCGCAAGGUGACACCUGUCUCACUCAGGACGAGUCGUCCUGUGACGCAAUGGAGCUCCAUCCUGAGAAACAACCACUCCAGUCCAAUGGACACAUCCUCUCCACAGAGGAGGAAAACUCAUGUGAGCCGACGGCCAAUCAGGACCCUCAGGGCGAGGAGGAGGCCAUCGAGACUCCCUCGGAGGAAGCUCCUAGCGUUAAGGAGCCAUCAGAGGUCCCGACGGUCCCCGCUCCACAGGAGUGUGUGAAUGGAAAUGAAUCUUUGGACAGUGUGUAUAGUGAUGCUCUAGAUAAAGAAACAGAGGUAGACUCUAUUAAAAUAGAUGCAUUUGAAGAGAAACCAGGAGAGCAUAAAGAACCUUCUGCCCCAGAAUGCAAUGCAGAGGAGAAUGUGACCGCAGCGGAGGAAACGGCGUCUGAUGGCGACCAUGAAAAAGAAGGUUCAUCAAAAGGGAAGAAACAUGUCAAAGGUUCACCCGAACCCGAGUCAGAGGAGCUGGCCGUGCAACUUCCACCACCUCCUGCUCUCGUGGUUGACCACCAGCGCCUCGAGGCUCUGUUGGAGCAGGUGGUUGUGAAAUGUGAGGGCUUCAGUGUGGAUCAUCUGGAGAGAGUUUACUCGGUGCUCAGCCAGUGUAUUUACCAGCACCGCAGAGACUACGACAAGACCCAUCUGAUAGAGGCGAUGGAGAGGCAACUUGAGCAUUUUCGAGACAUUCCUGUGAUGAAUAGAGGGCUUUCAGAGAGAAAUGUGAUUGGAGACUCUUUUGACAGAAGAGGGAGAGGCCAGCACUCGGAUGCGAGUCCUUAACAUGGAGCAGGACGCCUCGGGCUUAAAGGAGGGAAAAAAGUGCAGACAUUUGAAACAAAGGCGACCUUGGUGCUAUCAUCUCAGGUACCUGAAACAGAACCAAACACAAACUCCUGGAGGUUUCGUUUUUGCUCGUUUCUUUUUUUGUAAACUCUCAUACAUGCCAAUUGCCGAUGAUUGUUCCUGGUGCUAUUGGGUGCUAUUGUUUUAUUUUUUUUUUUUGUUUUGUUUUCAUCUGCUGCUCCUUGUUCUCAUAAGCAAGCAAACAAAACACAAACAAACACAGUACAAAAUAAAAGAUUGCGUGAUGUCACAAAGCAACCUCGGCCUCUGUCUACUGGAAACAAACACACACACACACACACACAGAUUCUCACCAGCAGUGGAAAACUGUAUACGGAUGGUGUGAUGCCCCACAGCUCGAGUCAGUUUGGUCAUUUACUGUGGAAAUAAACUACAUCUCCCUCUUUCUACGUCCGCUCCUGUGAUGUCACACCAUUGAGAUUAUUGAGAAAACACUUUUUAGCCACAUAGAUAUUCC
Messenger RNA from Pimephales promelas (fathead minnow), 5004 nucleotides. The record is from RefSeq and is a predicted model, not a curated record. Lineage: Eukaryota; Metazoa; Chordata; Actinopteri; Cypriniformes; Leuciscidae.